This is a messenger RNA of Microstroma glucosiphilum, 1206 nucleotides long. RefSeq names its product histone-fold-containing protein. Gene Ontology annotation, cellular component: epsilon DNA polymerase complex; CHRAC. NCBI's taxonomy places the organism in Eukaryota, Fungi, Basidiomycota, Exobasidiomycetes, Microstromatales, Microstromataceae. The transcript is spliced from 3 exons. The record is from RefSeq and is a predicted model, not a curated record. Bases 1 to 795 code for a protein of 264 amino acids. Gene Ontology annotation, molecular function: protein heterodimerization activity; chromatin DNA binding. Gene Ontology annotation, biological process: heterochromatin formation; DNA damage response; leading strand elongation.
AUGCCCCGCAAAAAGGCCCAACCUGCCCUGGCAGCCAAUGGCGGUCCCUCGAGUCCCUCCAGCAUGACACCAAUGGACAGCGCAGCAGCAGAUGAGACAAUAGGGGAAAGCUCGUUCGUAUCACAAGCAGCAGUAGGAGCAGGCGUGACACCACAGCAGAGGGGAGGGGUCAUCACAGAGUCAAUGCAGAAGCAGAUGGGGGGACCAGAGGGGAUCGAUCAAUUUGAGCUGCCGAGGGCAGUGGUGACCAGAGUGGCAAAAGCAGAGCUGCCAGACAGUGUGCAAAUACGAAAAGAUGCCAUUCUCGCCGUUUCAAAGUCGGCUACAAUCUUCAUCAGCUACCUAGCGGCCGUGGCAGACGAGAUUGCCAAGCAAGACUCGCGCAAGACGAUCAGCACACAAGACGUCCUCGAAGGUCUUGCCCUCAUGGAAUUCCCCGCCGAAGUGCAAAGCAAGCUCAAAGCGGAGCUGAAAGCCUACAGGAGCUCCCAAGAGCAGACAAAGAGGGAAAAGGCCGAGGCGGCUGCUUCUGGCUCUGCUCUGCCUGCUGGUGCGGGAGGGGAGGAUGGAGAGGAGGAGGAGGACGAUGAGGAGGAAGCGGUCAUGGCUGAUGCUGCUGAUGGGGAGGAGCAGACGAGUAUGAUGCUGGGCGAGGGAGAGGAAAGACCACGUGCUCAGCCUGCUGGGGAGCAAGACGUGGAUGAGGAGGAUGAGGAUACAGAGCAAAGGAUGGCUGAAGAAGGGGCGGAUGAGGGCGAAGAGGAAGACGAGGAGAUGGGCGACGAAGAAGGGUGAGGGGGAGACCCCCACCACACAGUCUCAUUUUGACCAUAUAGCUCUGUACCACUUUACCCUGUAGCCGCUUCCGCUCACAACACUGCUUAGCACAAUCGUAUACACUAUCACAAUCCUCUAGGUAUGAAUGCUGCAAAUGCUAUAAAUUCUUUCACCUCUCCCUCUCUUUAUUUUUUCUAUGCCCCCUCCAUUCACCUAGUCCUCCUCCUGCUCGCCUCGUCCAUUCUCAUCCCCCUUCUCCACCCUGCUUCUCCAACCAAGCGCUCCCCUGCAUCUUUAAUUUUCGCUCAAAUUGCUCCAGCCAUUUUUGUAAAAGGGGAACGGUUUGCGGUGCCGAAUCGGGGGCAAAGGAGGAGAGGUAGGAGAAGAUAUUUUGCGCUGAAAGGGUGUUAGGGGUGAGGGGGAGGAGGU